AUGGCACAGGCAACAGUGUCGUCAUCAACCGAUCACGAGUGUAGGGAGGACAUACAAAUGUGGCUUAUGUUCCUUAAAAACUGGAAUGGUAUAUCAGUGUUUUAUGAUGUGAAUUGGACAUCCACUGACGAUAUGGAAUUAUACACCGAUGCAUCUUCAACAAUAGGCUUCGGAGCAUAUUACAAUGGGUAUUGGUUCGCGGUCGCAUGGCUAGACUUUCUAUUGAAGGAAAUACGUGCAGUUUCAGAGAAAGCUGUCUCUAUGGCCUUCAUGAAGCUAUACCCUAUUGUGGCUGCAGCAGUGUUGUGGGGUGAAAGCUGGCAGACUAAAAAGAUCCUCUUCCAUUGUGACAAUAUUGCCAAUGUAAACAUUGUAAAUAAAGGAAGGUCGAAGUCGUUACAUAUAAUGAAACUCAUGAGAAAUCUGACAUGGUUUGCAGCCAAUAAUAACUUUUCCUUUCAUGCUAAACAUGUGCCAGGAGUGGAAAACAAUAUUGCUGACAGUUUGUCUCGUUUACAGAUACAACGCCUCCGACAGCUGGCACCACCAGCAGCACUCAGGCCCAACAGGUGUCCUCCUCACUCAGAAGUAAUGUGGAACUAA
This is a messenger RNA of Mizuhopecten yessoensis (Yesso scallop), 603 nucleotides long. RefSeq lists its product as uncharacterized. The record is from RefSeq and is a predicted model, not a curated record. The coding region runs from base 1 to 603 and encodes 200 amino acids. The transcript is spliced from 2 exons. Lineage: Eukaryota; Metazoa; Mollusca; Bivalvia; Pectinida; Pectinidae.